Molecule: messenger RNA, 1973 nt
Organism: Rhodamnia argentea
Lineage: Eukaryota; Viridiplantae; Streptophyta; Magnoliopsida; Myrtales; Myrtaceae
Product: transmembrane protein 184A
Exons: 8
Coding region: 377-1684 (435 amino acids)
Biological process (GO): transport
Molecular function (GO): transporter activity
Source: RefSeq, a predicted model, not a curated record
UGAACAGAGAGAGAGAGAGAGAGAGAGAGGAGAGACCAUCAUUGGUUUGCCAGUGAAGCAAAUGCUUCUCCUUCCCCUCGUUCCAUCCUCUCAAUUUCUUGUUCCCACUCAACUCACUCCAUUAAGCAACCCACAAUAAAAAUCCCAUUUUUCCCCCCAAAAGAGUUGGAAAACGACAAUUGCAACGUCGAACAUAGAUCUGUUUCGCCUCCUACAAUCUCUGACGAUCCCGACGCGUCGACGAGGCGCCCAAGUUACGGUUUCACUGUUUUGCAAACCUCGUGGGAAGAAAUGAAUGGCGCCCAGGAUUGUUUAACCAAUUGGAGUGUCAAGAGCUGAAUUUUACUCUAGUUGAUGUGAACUUCGGCCGAGGUGGAUGACUUGGAAGAGGACAUUGGUGAAGGAUAAGCUUGCAAUGGGGGAAUUCAUGCCGAUUUAUUUCAACAUCAUCGCGCUUAUUUGCACAGUGGGGGCGAUCGCGAUAGCAGUUCACCACAUUUAUAUGCACUUGGUGAAUUACACCGAGCCAACUUAUCAAAGAUUUAUAGUCCGCAUCAUCUUCAUGGUGCCGGUGUACGCAUUGACUUCUUUCUUAUCCCUCAUAAUGAACGAGCAUUCAAUUUAUUUCAAUUCCAUUCGUGAGGUGUAUGAAGCUUGGGUUAUUUAUAAUUUUCUAUCACUCUGCCUCGCAUGGGUUGGUGGUCCAGGAGCCGUUGUGCUGAAUUUAAGUGGUCGGGUUUUGAAACCAUCUUGGCACUUAAUGACAUGCUGCUUACCUCCAAUGCCAUUGGAUGGGCGCUUUAUUCGUAGGUGCAAACAAGGUUGUCUGCAGUUUGUGAUACUGAAGCCCAUUCUGGUUGCCGUCACACUCGUCCUCUAUGCGAAGGGAAAAUAUCAUGAUGGAAAUUUCAGUCCAGCACAGUCAUACCUGUAUCUCACCAUCAUCUAUACUUUAUCAUAUACAAUGGCACUUUAUGCUUUGGUACUAUUCUAUGUGGCAUGCAGAGAUUUGCUCCAGCCAUUCAAUCCAGUUCCGAAGUUUAUAAUCAUCAAGUCCGUUGUCUUUCUAACUUAUUGGCAGGGCGUCUUGGUUUUCCUUGCUGCAAAGACUGGAUUAAUCAGAGAUGCGGAUGAAGCUGCUCAAUUCCAAGAUUUCAUAAUAUGUGUGGAGAUGCUUAUUGCUGCAGUAGGUCACCAAUAUGCCUUCCCUUACAAAGAGUAUGCGGGUGCAAAUAUUGGUGGUCCUCGUAAUUUUACCGCGAGUCUUGCACAUGCACUAAAGUUAACUGACUUUUAUGAUGACACUGUCCACCAGUUUGCACCAACUUACCAUGAAUACGUACUCUACAACCACGACGGUGGCGAUGAGGGAACAAGGAAAUACAGGUCACGCACCUUUGUGCCAACUGGCCCGGAAAUGGACGCUGUUAGAAAGAACAAGCACAUGUUUGGUAACAAAAUGGAUGAAGUGCAACUCUCCAGCAUGUCUUCUUCUGCUUCUAGCACUCCCAAGAAAUCAUCGACAGUGCCCGAUUCUGCUACCGGGUCAGAGACCAUGAAGUCUUCCCUACUUGUCGACCCAUCAAACUCUUCUGCAGUCCCCUACGACAUGUCGCUCAUUGAUGUGGACAUGUCCAGUUAUCCUCCGCAUGUUCCCGCAGCAGAUGAAGCUAGACAAAGAUGACUAGUCAAGCAGUUAUCUUCUUUGAUGAAGGUACAAGAUUACUGUCGGGCAGACUAACACGAGGAUGAAAGAAACACGAUAGAACGACAGAAUUUUGCGUGUUGUUUGAUUUGGGACCAAUUUGCACCUAAGUUUGUGUAGUGUGAUGCAGAAACUGAGCUAGGCUUCUCCCUGAAAGUGUCCUUAUAAGAGCCUAAUUGUCUGCUGAGCACUGUAGGUACAGAAAUCUGUUACGUACUGGUAAGCAGAGAGUAGUCAUGUAAUUAUCUGCACCACUCUCUUUUUUUUU